AUGGCUGGAGCUAUAGAAAACGCUCGUAAGGAAAUCAAGAGGAUCUCUUUGGAGGAUCAUGGGGAGUCAGAGUAUGGGCAGAUUUAUUCUGUUUCUGGGCCUGUGGUUGUUGCGGAGGAUAUGAUUGGGUGUGCUAUGUACGAGUUGGUGAAGGUUGGACAUGAUAAUUUGGUUGGAGAGGUUAUUAGGAUUGACGGGGACAAGGCGACGAUCCAGGUGUAUGAGGAGACAGCAGGAGUUACCAUUGGGGAUCCUGUUUUGAGGACUGGGAAGCCGCUUUCUGUGGAGUUGGGUCCUGGUUUAAUGGAGACGAUCUAUGAUGGGAUCCAGAGGCCGUUGAAGGCGAUUAGGGAUAUAUCUCAAUCGAUUUAUAUACCUCGAGGGAUUGAUACGCCUUCUUUGAGUAGAGAUGUCAAGUGGCAGUUUACGCCAGGCAAGCUUGGUGUUGGAGAUCAUAUCUCUGGUGGUGAUAUCUUCGGGUCUAUAUAUGAGAAUUCCUUGUUAGAGGAUCAUAAGAUUUUGUUGCCUCCUAGGGCUAGAGGUACCAUUACUUGGAUCGCACCUGCAGGAGAAUAUACUGUUGAUGAAAAUGUGUUGGAAGUUGAGUUUGACGGGGGGAAAUAUUCGUAUUCUAUGUACCAUACGUGGCCUGUUCGUGUUCAGAGGCCUGUUGCUGAGAAGUUGUCAGCAGAUCAUCCGUUAUUGACAGGACAGAGAGUCUUGGACUCGUUAUUUCCAUGUGUGCAAGGUGGUACUACGUGUAUUCCAGGUGCUUUUGGGUGCGGUAAGACUGUUAUUUCUCAGUCUUUGUCUAAAUACUCCAACUCAGAUGCCAUCAUAUAUGUCGGUUGUUUUGGCGAGGGAACCGAGGUGUUGAUGGCUGAUGGCUCUAUCAAAGCAAUUGAGAAUGUUAAGAUUGGCGAAUACGUUAUGGGUCAGCAUGGACAGUCUCAAGAGGUUAUGGCUCUACCAAGAGGUCGUGAGGUUAUGUACACUGUCAAAGACGUUUCCUCUAAACAUGCAUAUGUUUGUAAUGCUAGCCAUAAAUUGGUUGUUGAAACUCCAAGUUCUAUAAAAGUUAGCUCUCAAAGUGGCGGCAUUCUUUCUGUUAAAUAUUUCGGCAUGUGUUACGAGCAUACUGAAGAUGGUAGAGUAAUUGAACAGUGCAAACAGUUUACUAAAUCAUUUACUUGUAUCGAGGAAUUGCAGCAAUUUUGUUCGCAGCAACCAACAGAGAAUUUUAAAUGGACUGUUGAAGCUAGAGACGUUGAAAAUAUGGAUCCUGCUGUCCGUGAAGCCACCUUCCAGUUGGUCUGUCCAAUUCUAUAUGAAGGCCAUCAACUUGCGCAAUACCUGGCUACGCAAAAAAACGGUCUUCCUAGUGAAGCCGCUACUAUCUUGGCUUAUUUCUUGGGUCUGUGGUCUGGUAACCAAUCUAACGAGAUAGAAGUCACAGCUGAAGUAUUUUCACGUUUGCAAGGUGCUGUGGAGCUAUUGGGCUUGCAUGUAAAGAGACAACAAGGUGUUUCCAAAUCUAUAAGAUUGAGCUUGAAGAAUUCGAUAAUGGCAGAUGUUAUCGCCAAAUUCGGAUUCACCAACGCAGGAGAGAAAACUAUCCCAUCCUUUUUGCGAUCCGAAUCGAUCACCUCUAGGGAAUGCUUUUUAGCGGGAUUGGUUGAUGCUGCAGGUUCUGUCAACGAAGCAACUGGUGAUUUGGCAGCAGUCAUUAGUCUGCCACGGUCAUCUCUAGAAGGAGCCUCAAAAGUUGCAGGUUCCCUAGGUUUGGAGAUAAAGCUAGAGCCUGGAUUCCUUAAAAUUUGUGGAGGUUCUGCUCUACAAUCUGUUCUCAGUAUUUGUGGAACAGUUGCAGUUGAAAAACCAGAACAUGUUGUGCGUAAACCUAAACAUUUGAAGUUUAUCGUCGAGAAGAUGACAGAAGAUAACUACUUUGGUAUUACUCUACCAGAAGACUCUGAUCGUGUAUUUCUAUUGAACAAUCAGGUAUUGGUCCACAACUGUGGUGAGCGUGGUAAUGAAAUGGCUGAGGUCUUGAUGGAAUUCCCAGAGUUGUUUACUGAGGUGAAUGGUAGGAAGGAGCCAAUCAUGAAGCGUACGACCUUGGUAGCUAAUACAUCCAACAUGCCUGUCGCCGCCAGAGAAGCGUCUAUCUACACCGGUAUUACUUUAGCCGAAUACUUCAGAGACCAAGGCAAGCAUGUUUCCAUGAUUGCGGAUUCUUCUUCCAGAUGGGCCGAAGCCUUGAGAGAAAUUUCGGGACGUUUAGGUGAAAUGCCUGCAGACCAAGGUUUCCCUGCUUAUCUAGGUGCUAAGUUAGCCUCCUUCUAUGAAAGAGCAGGUAAAGCUGUGGCAUUGGGAUCCCCUAACCGUGUUGGAUCGGUUUCCAUUGUUGCAGCGGUGUCUCCAGCAGGUGGUGAUUUCUCCGAUCCAGUUACCACGGCUACAUUAGGUAUCACACAGGUUUUCUGGGGGUUGGAUAAGAAAUUGGCACAGAGAAAACAUUUCCCAUCCAUUAACACAUCUGUUUCAUAUUCCAAAUACACCAAUGCUUUGAACAAGUACUACGACGCGAACUAUCCAGAACUACCUGCAUUGAGGACUCGUAUUAGAGAGAUCUUGUCCAACGCAGAAGAGUUAGAGCAGGUGGUGCAAUUGGUGGGUAAAUCGGCAUUAUCUGAUAGUGAUAAAAUUGUUCUAGACGUUGCCAACUUAAUAAAAGAAGACUUCUUGCAGCAAAAUGGAUACUCCACCUACGAUGCUUUCUGUCCAAUCUGGAAGACCUACGAUAUGAUGAAAGCGUUCGUGUCUUACUAUGAAGAAGCUCAAAAAAGUGUCUCCAAUGGCGCUAACUGGGCAAAGUUGACUGAUAUUACUAGUGACGUUAAGCACGCUGUCUCCUCAUCCAAGUUUUUAGAGCCCAGCAGAGGUCAACAAGAAGUGCACGCAGAGUUUGAAAAGCUGUUUGCCACAAUCCAGGAACGCUUUGCUGAGUCCACCGAUUGA
This is a messenger RNA of Eremothecium cymbalariae DBVPG#7215, 3021 nucleotides long. It is a transcript of the gene VMA1, whose product is annotated as H(+)-transporting V1 sector ATPase subunit A. Gene Ontology annotation, molecular function: endonuclease activity; proton-transporting ATPase activity, rotational mechanism; DNA binding. The record is from RefSeq and is a predicted model, not a curated record. Gene Ontology annotation, biological process: ATP metabolic process; intein-mediated protein splicing; proton transmembrane transport. The coding region runs from base 1 to 3021 and encodes 1006 amino acids. The transcript has a single exon. Lineage: Eukaryota; Fungi; Ascomycota; Saccharomycetes; Saccharomycetales; Saccharomycetaceae. Gene Ontology annotation, cellular component: fungal-type vacuole membrane.